This is a messenger RNA of Candidozyma duobushaemuli, 1677 nucleotides long. RefSeq names its product phosphoribosylaminoimidazole carboxylase (gene ADE2). The record is from RefSeq and is a predicted model, not a curated record. Gene Ontology annotation, molecular function: metal ion binding; ATP binding; phosphoribosylaminoimidazole carboxylase activity. Lineage: Eukaryota; Fungi; Ascomycota; Pichiomycetes; Serinales; Metschnikowiaceae. Bases 1 to 1677 code for a protein of 558 amino acids. The transcript has a single exon. Gene Ontology annotation, biological process: 'de novo' IMP biosynthetic process.
AUGGACAGCAAGACUAUAGGCAUUCUCGGCGGCGGCCAGUUGGGCCGUAUGGUGGUGGAGGCCGCUCAUAGGCUCAACAUCAAAACUGUGGUACUUGACGCCGCAGGUUCGCCCGCCAAACAGAUCAACGCUUUGGACUCCCAUGUGGAUGGCUCUUUCAAGGACGUCGAAGCCAUCACUCAGUUGGCGAAGAAGUGUGACCUUUUAACAAUUGAGAUUGAGCACGUGGACGUGGAGGCGCUCAAGUCGGUGGAGAAGAAGUUGGGUGUUCCCAUCUACCCUUUCCCUGAGACCAUCAGAUUGAUCCAGGACAAGUACCUCCAGAAGACCCAUUUGCAACAGCACGGCGUGGAUGUGGUGGAGUCUGUGGCUGUUGAGGAGAACUCUGAAGAGGCGCUUGCUGCUAUUGGCCAGAAGUUUGGUUUCCCUUUCAUGUUGAAGUCGAGAACUAUGGCCUACGAUGGUAGAGGAAACUUUGUGGUGAAGACGAAGGAGUCUAUUCCCGAGGCUCUUGAGUUCUUGGCCAACAGACCUUUGUACGCCGAAAAGUGGUGUCCCUUCACCAAUGAAUUGGCCGUCAUGGUCGUCAGGCUGAUUGAAGGCGAGGUCUUUGCUUACCCUACCGUGGAGACUCACCACAAGGACAACAUCUGCCACCUUGUGUACGCCCCAGCCCGUAUACUGGACACUUUGCAAAAGAAGGCUUCUAUUUUGGCCCAGAAUGCCGUCAAGUCGUUCCCUGGUUGCGGCAUCUUCGGUGUGGAGAUGUUCUUGUUGCCUAACCACGAGCUUUUGAUCAACGAGAUCGCACCUAGACCCCACAAUUCUGGCCACUACACCAUUGACGCCUGCGUUACCUCCCAGUUCGAGGCUCACGUCAGAGCCGUGGCUGGCUUGCCUUUGCCCAAGGGCUUCUCAAAUUUUGCUACCACCAACACGAAUGCCAUUAUGCUCAAUGUGCUUGGUGACAAGAAGAAGAACGGCGAGUUGGCAGUCUGCCGCAGAGCUAUCGAAACCCCCAACGCAUCUGUGUAUUUGUACGGCAAGGAGAGUAAGCCCCAGCGUAAGAUGGGUCACAUCAACGUCGUUGGUUCCUCUAUGGCUGAAGCCGAGAACAAACUCAGGUUCAUCAUGGGCGAGUCUUCCUCCCUUCCUAAAGAGGCUGAGCCACAGGAGAAGCCCUUGGUGUCGAUCAUCAUGGGCUCCGACUCGGACUUGCCUGUCAUGUCUGUCGGGGCUAAUAUCUUGAAGAAGUUUGGCGUUCCCUUCGAGGUUACCAUUGUUUCUGCCCACCGUACUCCGCACAGAAUGUCCAAAUUCGCCAUUGAGGCAGCCGGCAGGGGUAUCAAGGCGAUUAUUGCCGGUGCUGGUGGUGCUGCCCAUUUGCCAGGUAUGGUGGCUGCCAUGACCCCAUUGCCUGUGAUUGGUGUUCCUGUUAAGGGCUCCACCCUUGACGGAGUGGACUCUUUGCACUCGAUUGUGCAGAUGCCCAGAGGCAUCCCUGUGGCUACUGUGGCGAUCAAUAACAGUACCAAUGCUGCAUUGUUGGCGAUCCGUAUUUUGGGUGCUUACGAUUACAAGUGGUUGGACGAGAUGAGCCAGUACAUGAACAACAUGGAGGAGGAAGUUUUGGGCAAGGCCGAGCGUCUUGAAGACGUGGGUUACGAAAAUUACUAG